GCUCUCACUGCUCACUUUAUGUGGUCAGGACCACUUCCUGUUCAGCUCUACACAGCUGUUCCUGUUCAGCUCUACACAGCUGAAAUGACAAUAAAAGCUUCUGGACUGAAUAGAGUGCUGUCGCUGACGUGUCUUAACUGCCUUAAUGAUCAAUGUAUUAAUAUUAACUGUCCAGACCAGUGUGCCAGUCUAACUCUGUUUGUAAUGAACAAUGGCAACAAUAUAAGCGCUGUUUUAAAGAGUUGUGCAGCACCGGGCAUUUGUUCACCUAUGACUGCAAACCUGGGAGAAACAAUAACAACCACCAAUGCCAUGUGCUGCAACACUACAUUAUGCAACAAUGAAACACUGCCAGUUCUUCCUGUUCCUUUGCCCAACGGGAGGAUCUGUUACACCUGUAUCAAAAACGACUGCACACAAUCAGUGGAUUGUAGAGGAAAUGAAGACAGGUGUGUUACUGGGACAGGUACAAUAUUAGGCACUACAGCGACCGUGAAAGGAUGUGUAGGUAAAUCUUCCUGCAAUGGUACUCAAUCAGUAAUCUCAGUGGGAAAUAGCACUGUAAGUGUUCAGUGUUGUACAGGAAACCUGUGUAACAGUGCUGAGAUCUUCACCCUGAGCUUCCUCCUCAUGAUCAUCUCUCUACACUCCUCCAUGUUCUUCUCUUCCCCUGACAAAAAAGUCAUGUUGUCAAAUGUCCCUCCUUUUAUUAACGAAGAGGCGAUUCUGAAAGAGUUUUCUCGAUUGGACAUCUUGUCCGCGCCUGUCCUGAAAGACAGCGUGAUCCCGGUGUCUCCAAAUGACCGGGGCAGAACGCAGCUGAGCCUGCUGGAGCCGUUCCCCCUGCGGACACAGCUUGGCCUGCUGCUGAAAGCCCUGCAACUGCUUCUGAACCAUGGCCUAGGAAGCAUGAGCCCAAACCGGGAGAAGCCCUGCUCGGCUGAACCGGAACGGGAGAAGCCCUGCAGGGCUAAACCGUACCAGGAGAAGCCCUGCUCGACUGAACCGGGCCGGGAGAACGGCUGUGAAUCUGAAAAAGUCACAGUGGACUCUGAAGUAGUGCUGGAGCUGCCAGUGCUGGAGCUGCCUGUGCUGGCAGAGUCAGACACGUUCAAAGGCCAUCAAACAUUACACUGGUUUCUGGAGGAGCCUCUGGUGUACAGCAGGCGACUGGACAUCUCCAGUGUGACCAUUCCUGCACUGUCCAGAACUCUAACCUCCUCGGGCAUUGUGACGCUCCGGGAGCUCGUGAACAUCACAGGGUCUGACUUGUCGAGGGCAGAGGACCUGACAUUGCAUAUGAGAUUGAGGUCCCUGCGCAUUGUCAAUCAGCUCCUACACCACUGGAGAUCUGCACUAACAUCAGAGGAGCAUGUUCAGCUGCUGGAUUAUCAUCACACAGAGGCUGGUCCUGCAGAGGAUGAACCCUUUCCCCAGAUGAACAUGGCUCCUUACCUCGACGGGAGUCAGAUCACUUGCUCACGACAGCCUGCUUCACCUCCACAACUCCUUCAUCUACACAAAACUUCAUCUACAAUGAGGUCUGUAGUGGCACUCAUGUUCAUCUGCAUGCUUUUACCCAAAGCUGCUGUUGGCCAACUGAGCUGCUAUUCCUGUGAUCCCACUAACUGCAAAACAUUUACUAAUCAGACUUGUCCUGCUGGAGCGGAUUCCUGCCUCAGUGCAACAGCCACUUCCGGCACAAGUAAGUUUACUUUUAAGACUUGUGUACCAAAGCUGGUGUGUGACACGCCUCAGUUACCAGGAUUAACUCUUGAAAAUGUGAAGUGUUGUCAGACGAACCUGUGUAACGGUGCUGAGAUCUUCACACAGAGUUUCCUCCUCAUGUUUGUCCCUCUGAUCUCCUCCCUGCUCUUCUUCUGAGCUCUGAUGAAAAAGCAG
Molecule: messenger RNA, 1902 nt
Organism: Tachysurus fulvidraco (yellow catfish)
Lineage: Eukaryota; Metazoa; Chordata; Actinopteri; Siluriformes; Bagridae
Exons: 12
Coding region: 19-1884 (621 amino acids)
Source: RefSeq, a predicted model, not a curated record